Carcharodon carcharias (great white shark) is the source of this 1013-nucleotide messenger RNA. It is a transcript of the gene aqp12, whose product is annotated as aquaporin 12. Lineage: Eukaryota; Metazoa; Chordata; Chondrichthyes; Lamniformes; Lamnidae. Gene Ontology annotation, cellular component: cytoplasm. The record is from RefSeq and is a predicted model, not a curated record. The transcript is spliced from 3 exons. Bases 1 to 906 code for a protein of 301 amino acids. Gene Ontology annotation, molecular function: channel activity.
AUGGCUGGGCUCAAUAUCUCCUUUGGGUAUUUCUUUGCUGUCUUAGCUUUCUGUGAGGUGAUCAGGCGGGUUUCCAAAAACCUUUUGCCACUUCAGAUCUAUUCCAACUUACUGGUGGAGCUGGUCGCCUGCUUCCAGCUGGCUGCCUGCUGGUUUGAGCUCAGGAUGUUGGUGAUUAUUAGUCCCUGGGGGGGUGGGUUUGGAAUGGAUGUGGUUAUGACCCUGCUCUUCCUCCUUUUUCUGAUUCACGAAGCCACGUUUGACGGAGCUGCAGCCAACCCGCUGGUCACCGCUCAGGAAUUGCUUCGUGCCAACUCUCCCAUGGUGGCCAGUGCACUGAAGAUCUUGGCCCAGUUCGGGGGGACGCAGUUGGCUAACACAGUCACAAGACUAUACUGGUCCUGGGAGCUGACUGAUUUCCAUCUUAUCCAGAACAUGAUGGCAGGAGACUGCAGCUCAGCCAUCCAGACAUCUGUCAGCCAAGGGGCCUUUGUUGAAGCAGCUUGUGCCUUCCUUUUCCAUCUGGUUGUGAUGAAGUUUGAGGGAGCAGCUUUUGGAUCCAGGGUCCUGUCCAAAGCCCUAACCAUCACUGCUCUGGUCCACGUAGCUGGCCCAUACACCACAGCUCUGUUUAACCCAGCACUUGCAUUCUCAGCCACAUUUCACUGUUCUGGAAACACAUUUUCAGAAUACAUGGUAGUCUACUGGCUCAGUCCAUUUGUUGCAACAAUUCUGGCCAUCUUUCUGUUCAAUGGAAACAUCCCUCUACUUUUCUCCAAGAACCUUCUCUACACACAAAGAACAAAGUACAAAAUUCCCAAAGGGAAAUCAGCACUGGAUCAGGAAGAGAACAAGGCAGUCAACAGACAAGGAAAGGAGACUUCUGGAAGAGCAACUCAAAGAUGAUCACUGGGACAGAAAAAGAUGAGAGACCGGAGAGGUUUGAUUUGCGGUUGCUGUGGGUAAACUCUGUUUUAUUUAGUCUAAUGAUCUGGAAAGCACUGCCUAAGAGU